Phanerochaete carnosa HHB-10118-sp is the source of this 1441-nucleotide messenger RNA. RefSeq lists its product as uncharacterized. Lineage: Eukaryota; Fungi; Basidiomycota; Agaricomycetes; Polyporales; Phanerochaetaceae. The record is from RefSeq and is a predicted model, not a curated record. The transcript has a single exon. Bases 845 to 1339 code for a protein of 164 amino acids.
GUGCUUUUCCAGAGUGUUGUUGCUCUAUGUAUAGCCGUCAUUAUGCCAUUCACGAGACGCAAGCUUCCACCCAUGGCCGCUCGCGCCCAAAUCAAGACCCCCGUCUUCAUUCGUGGAGGCCCACAGAGCCCUCUGCCUCCAUCAGCACGAGCUACUGUGACGGUUCCGAAGGAUGGAAACUACCACAUUGCUCUCGAUCACGACGCAGGCGUGCCGCGACGCAGCAUUGGGCGUCGUUCUGUACCGACUGCCAUUGCCGUCGUGCCUCCAGUUUUUGGGGCAAUCACCAUCGUCGCUCGUCCUGACCGCCCAGAUCUGGCAGUGAAGCCCACUCUCGGCCCACCCAUUAUAGAGGAGUCGCAGGAGGAGCUCACAGAAUCUGCCCUUUCUGAUUUCGAGACCGAGGCACGAACCCCAGCAGUAAGCCCAGAAGCUGCGAUAUCAUCUGCGGAGUCGUCGAAAAAGACGUCGCUUCCGCAACGAGUGACGAGCAUCUUCCGUCGCAAGAACAAAUUUCCGAGCAGUGCGGGCGAGAAAUCUGCCAGGUCGAGGACGCGCAGUCUGUCUCCUGUCCGCAAGCUGCUCCCGGAUAUAAGAUCGGACGGCGAGGAGUCAGCCACCGCGCGUAGACGCUUGCCUUACAACAGGAUGUCGAGCGACAGCGUAGUAUUGGAGAGCAAGUUUGUCAAUCCCUUCAAGCGGAAGGCUAAGAGGAGUGGUCGCGGUAUGUGCAGCUCAGCUAUGGCCUACAGUUCUCUAUUUGACCUAAUACGCUCUAGCAUAUUUCCCCAACACUCCAGAACUUGCUUCCCCGCCACUACCUUCUCCACCUGAGACUCCGCCUAUGGGCCACCAGCGACACCGCUCGUUUGUCUCCUACUUCAAUAAGGCGAUGCACCCGCUGCACGACACCUCAGCCGACUCUUCUCCGCGACGCUCGAGCAUGUCCUCGUUCGCCACCCGCUCAGACGCGUCUUCGAGCAGCGCCUCGUCGUACUACUCUUAUUCAUUAUUGUCCGCUUCCCCUUCCUCGCGUUCUCCGAUUCUCUCUGAACGCAGCACCAACCGCACGCAACCCUACAGCGCACCAUAUUAUGCCGCAAUGCCCACUCCGCAACCGCGGCGCUCGUCGUCCGCACGCAAGGUCGUCGAGAUCCGCCAGCCGAUUAGCGAGGGUGAGGAGCCACUAGAGGAGAGGACGCAGAGCAGCCUCAGUGGCCUGGAGGCGGGCUCACUGGCGAGAGGCAGGGCUGUCGCAGGCGAUUGUGUCUCGGACACUGAGGUUGCGCACAAGCGCCGCUACCGUUUCAUUGACGAUGGCAGGGAUCAGGCCAGGUGACUCUUGUGCACGUCCGUGAUGUACAGCAUGCAUGGACAGCUUUUUGAUGAAGUUUUACGGACUUCAGGGCUUAGACGAAUCAUGGCAAUGACAACGACAGCU